AUUUGGUCAAGUCCUUAUAUAAGAUAUGGUCUCCCACUAGGUUUGCUAGCUACAGCAGGAGCAGUUAUGAUGUUGAAAAGAAAUAAAGCAAAUGUUGUAAAUAAUACUGAAGUAGCUGAAGUUAAACAAACUCCGACACCAUCACAAACAACACCUUCAAUGACUCCUGAACCUAUGAAAGUACAAACUCCUGUUCAAAAGUCAACUCCUAAACCGACUCCAACAUUUAAACCAGAACCUACUCCUCAAAUAAAUCGUAAAACUCCUGCGUUUCCUUACUGA
Molecule: messenger RNA, 282 nt
Organism: Trichomonas vaginalis G3
Lineage: Eukaryota; Parabasalia; Trichomonadida; Trichomonadidae
Product: kinase C-related family
Exons: 1
Source: RefSeq, a predicted model, not a curated record